This is a messenger RNA of Oldenlandia corymbosa var. corymbosa, 586 nucleotides long. The record is from the annotation of a GenBank genome assembly. Lineage: Eukaryota; Viridiplantae; Streptophyta; Magnoliopsida; Gentianales; Rubiaceae.
AAAAAGUGGGAAAAUUAAAGAACAAACACACUGCGACGGUGCGACCUCCAAGGAGUCUCUGAAAAAGAUGCUACAAGAAGACCAAAAUGAAGCUUACGCUCGACAUUUGAUAAGUUCACCGGGAUCAAGGUCCAUCAAGUUUGUGGUAUCUCCUAACCAAGAGGGUCCAGCAGCUAACCCGGUUGAAAUGCAAAUGCCCCCUCCAGAAAACUUUGCUCCCAUAAACUUCUUGAUGAAUACUAGUACUAAUAGUACUCCGACGUCUGGAUCAUCCUCAUCAUCUUCAACCGGAAUGAGAGAUGAGGUCCACGAUACCACUAAGAAGCAGGAACUAAAAUUGGUUUGCAGAGGCCCUUGCGGUGGCAAAAAUUUGCCGGAAGAACUAAAUAGCACAAAUCCUACUACAUUAGAAUGGCUGUUUGGUGAUUGUUGUCGUGAAUGUAAAAACGUACUCAUGUAAUUAACGAACAAGUAUAUAUUGAAUGAUUCGGGGGUGGUUUGUGACUUUCAUUAAAAUUCGAAAUAUGUAAGAAUGCUUUGAUUUGUUUGAAUGUCUACGGUAAUUUAAUUUGUUGUACUCCAUCCG